AAAAUAUUUGCAUUUUUACCAAAGCAAUUUUCAAAACACUAAAAGCUGGUUAGUUCAGUUCCGACGCUGGUAGAAGAAGUGAUGAAAAGGUUAAAUAAAUAAAUAUUAAUUGUUGGCGACAUUUUUUAAACAAAAAAAAAAUAAGUUUUUAAGAAUAAUUUAAAAUCAAAGCACAAUCAUUAAAUGGCUUGGCGUUAUGCGUUUUCUAUUUCCGGAGUACUCAUACCAAUCUCUCUUCUCUACACCUACUACCGCUACAAGUUCGGUUAUUUUGAGCGUCGCGGCAUACCACAUAUUAAAGCGGAUAUAAAUAUCUUUCUCAAGCAGCCUACCAAGGACUUACUACAAAGUGCCUAUAACACCUUCCAAAACAGCACGCCUAUUGCCGGCGUGUUCUUAAGCACUACACCUGUGCUGGUCAUACUCGAUCUGGAGCUGGUCAAACGCGUGCUUGUCGAUGACUUUGCAAGCUUCAGUGAUAGGUUAAAUUUAGAAAACUCCAGCGAUUUACUACACGCCACGGAUAAUAAGCAAUGGCAAGCCAUACGUCGAAAGCUGACGCCCUGUUUCUGGUCGGCAAAGAUGAAUCUUAUAUUUGCAAAUGUUUGCAAAGCUGCUGAAAAUUUUCUAGAUAACAGCGAAGAGUUUUUGAGAAGCGUUGAGGUAGACUUUAAACCCUUGUGUACGCGGUAUGCUGCCAAUGCUUUAAUGCGUUGUGUUUUUGGUUUGGAGCUCGAUAAUGCGGAUGAGUCAACGAUGACGUUACACUUGCGCAUAAAAGACCUACUGAAACGUGAGUGUGAGGCACGACUCUCGGCCAAUGAUAAUAAUAUGUUGCCCGGUGUUUGUUGUAUAAAGCGUACACACGCCCAAACAGUGAGUGCGGAGAGUUUCAGUGUUGAACUUGAAACUCUUUUGUUCGCGGCAGUGGAAGAGCGAAGUGAAGGAAGUCCCCAGCACAGUGAUCUAAUACAAAUACUCAUCAAUUUGCUAGCUGCCGAACAAAGUGACUCGGCUGUGGUGAAUCGUAGGGAGUGUGUCUUUCAAGCCAUACAUUUAGUCACACAAUCGCUCAGCACGCUACUCAGCGGUUUUGCGCACUCAGCGAACAUUUUAAUGCAUUGCUUAAACGAACUCGCGCGCAACGAUGAAGUGCAGCUUGCAUUACGUCAGAAUAUCACAAGCGUGCUGCAGUCAUAUGCGCAAGAUUUUAGCUACGAAGCGAUGGGUCAUAUGCACUACCUGGAUCAGGUGGUCGCGGAAGCUCUGCGCAAACACCCUGUCGCUGAGGCGCUGUCACGUCUCUCACUGCACGAUUACCACAUACCAGGCACCGCCCUAACAAUUGAGCGCAACACCUGUGUUUUAGUGCCCGUACAAGCCAUACACUACGACCCGAAUAUUUACCCGGUGCCCGCACAAUUCGAUCCGUCGCGGUUUGAUGCUGCCACUGUGAUGGCCCGCCACACCUGCGCUUAUCUACCGUUCGACGAUGGACCACGUAAUUGCAUGGGCAAGCGUUUGAGUAAAAUGCUUAUCAAGGUGGCGCUUGUCAAGCUGUUGCACGUUCGCCGACUGAAAGAGAUUGCACGUGUUGAGCGAGAGUCGGUAAAUGAAGAAAAUUUUCGAAUGGACACGAAUGAGUUUCGCAUCAAGCUGCAAAGCCUUUAAGAUAUUAAAAAAUAAUAAUAUAUUUAAAUAUUAAAUACUGAA
Messenger RNA from Ceratitis capitata (Mediterranean fruit fly), 1713 nucleotides. RefSeq names its product probable cytochrome P450 6a14. Gene Ontology annotation, molecular function: oxidoreductase activity, acting on paired donors, with incorporation or reduction of molecular oxygen; iron ion binding; monooxygenase activity. The record is from RefSeq and is a predicted model, not a curated record. The transcript is spliced from 2 exons. The coding region runs from base 184 to 1671 and encodes 495 amino acids. NCBI's taxonomy places the organism in Eukaryota, Metazoa, Arthropoda, Insecta, Diptera, Tephritidae.